CGAAAAACAAGAGUACUGUUUUAUGCCCACUACGACAUUAUUUCCGCUCCUCUGGAUAGAUGGCACUCAGAUCCGUUUACGGUUUCGGGUCUCAAUGGCUAUUUAUACGGAAGAGGGGUCACCGACAACAAAGGACCCAUUAUGGCUGUCGCGUGUGCAGCUGCUGACCUCCUUUCUCGUCGGGCACUGGAAAUCGACCUGGUUCUCUUGAUUGAAGGCGAAGAGGAAUGUGGCAGUUCUGGAUUCGGUGAAACUGUUCAGAAACACAAGAUCAUGCUUCAGAAUUUAUUUGGGGAUAUUGAUGCCAUUUUGGUCAGUAACUCGACAUGGAUUGCAGAGGACCAGCCGUGUAUCACGUACGGAUUGAGAGGUGUCAUGCAUUGUGCGCUUGAGAUAACAAGCAAUCUACUGGACCUUCACUCCAGCAUCGAAGGAGGAGCCGUUGCUGAGCCCAUGAUUGACAUGGUGAAGUUGUUAGCCACGCUCACGGACAACCAUCGUCAAGUUCAGAUACCAGGAUUUUAUGACCCUGUCCAACCUGAAACAGAGGAAGAGAAACAACUAUACAAGUUACUGUCUGAUGUCACGCAAAAACAAGCAUCUUCCUUUGUCGCUCGUUGGAGAGAGCCCUCGUUAACGGUUCACACGAUUGAGAUUUCUGGACCCAAGAACGCAACAGUGAUUCCCGGAACUGUGAAGUCACAGGUCUCGCUGCGCAUAGUGCCGGAUCAAGAUCUGGAUACGAUUGUCAAAUCUCUUUGCGAUUACCUUUCAGCUUCAUUCAACGAGUUGCAUUCUACAAAUGCUCUACAGGUAUGCAUUGCGGAGUGCUCAUUCCAAUUUUUUAAGGUUAAUGUCGAACACACAGCUGACUGGUGGCUUGGGCGUCUCGAUGAUCCGUGGUUUAACGCACUCGAAAGUGCCGUUCAAGAGGAGUGGGGAUCCGAGCCCUUGCAUAUUCGGGAAGGAGGAUCCAUCCCUUCCGUUCCUUACCUUGAAAAGGAGUUUGGGUGUCAUGCUUUGCAUCUUCCCAUGGGGCAAAGUUUGGACCAAGCUCACCUACCUGACGAACGCAUCUCGCUGGCUAAUCUACAGAAAGGUAAAGCGGUGAUAGGGCGGUUUAUUCUCAAGGUACACUAA
Laccaria bicolor S238N-H82 is the source of this 1140-nucleotide messenger RNA. RefSeq lists its product as uncharacterized. The transcript is spliced from 11 exons. The record is from RefSeq and is a predicted model, not a curated record. Gene Ontology annotation, biological process: glutathione catabolic process; proteolysis. Gene Ontology annotation, molecular function: peptidase activity. NCBI's taxonomy places the organism in Eukaryota, Fungi, Basidiomycota, Agaricomycetes, Agaricales, Hydnangiaceae. The annotation marks the transcript as partial.